UGUUGUUGGCUUUUGUCCCUUGAGUCUUGUUGCUGUUCUUAAAUCCAUCCUAGUUUGUCGGGUAUGCUAGCAUACGCACCUGAGGCACAUGCGCACCGCAGGAACAGGAACAAGUGAAAAAGUGCGCAGUUUAGCCACCCACCAUAGUCGGGGAAGCUUCAAACUUCAAGGUUGUAAAAAACUCCCAGUUGAAUUCUGGAGAUCCCUUCUAUCUCUCCUAUUUACCUUUCCAUUUCGGAUCUGACAGAUAGGAAUAUAAAUAAUUUUCGCCAGUGUUGCAGUUGCAAGAGAUUCAUCGAUUAAUUGAAAGUUGAUGGCUGCUCCACCGGCAAGGGCUCGUGCGGAUUACGAUUACCUCAUAAAACUUCUCUUGAUCGGCGACAGUGGCGUUGGAAAGAGUUGUAUUCUUCUGCGAUUCUCUGAUGGUUCUUUCACUACUAGUUUCAUCACAACCAUAGGCAUUGACUUUAAGAUAAGAACCAUUGAGCUGGAUGGAAAACGGAUCAAGCUCCAAAUUUGGGAUACUGCAGGUCAGGAGCGGUUCCGAACGAUUACAACUGCUUACUAUCGUGGUGCUAUGGGCAUAUUGCUAGUCUAUGACGUUACAGACGAAUCUUCAUUUAACAAUAUCAGGAAUUGGAUUCGUAACAUUGAGCAACAUGCUUCAGACAAUGUUAACAAAAUACUAGUGGGGAACAAAGCUGACAUGGAUGAAAGCAAAAGGGCUGUGCCUACCUCCAAGGGCCAAGCACUGGCCGAUGAGUAUGGAAUCAAAUUCUUUGAAACAAGUGCAAAGACAAAUCUAAAUGUAGAGGAAGUUUUCUUCUCGAUUGCAAGAGAUAUAAAACAAAGGCUUGCUGACACUGACUCUAAGACAGAGCCGGCAGGAAUUAGAAUCAAGCAACAAGAUCCAGCAGAGGCGGGGCAGGCUGCACAGAAGUCAGCUUGCUGUGGUUGAGGAGGCAAAAUUAUUGUCCAAGAACAAGAAGGAAGGAGGAAAAUACUUGUAUGAUGAUGAAAUGAUUGUUACUUGUGCUUUGUGUUUUACCUGGUCAUUCUUUCAUAGUUUCUUACUUUCCAAGAAGUUAUAUAGGAAUCUAAAGCUAAGUGUGAUUUUGUCAUUGCCUCUUAUGUUGUUUAGUUUGGACUUAAUCCAUUGAUCAUUGAUUUUUUGUAAGGUUAA
Gastrolobium bilobum is the source of this 1183-nucleotide messenger RNA. Its product is annotated as ras-related protein RABE1c-like. Bases 314 to 958 code for a protein of 214 amino acids. Gene Ontology annotation, cellular component: plasma membrane. The transcript has 10 exons. Lineage: Eukaryota; Viridiplantae; Streptophyta; Magnoliopsida; Fabales; Fabaceae. The record is from RefSeq and is a predicted model, not a curated record. Gene Ontology annotation, biological process: regulation of exocytosis; protein secretion. Gene Ontology annotation, molecular function: GTP binding; GTPase activity.